UCGGUCCUGUUGUUGUUGUUGCUCUGUCUCAAGGACUUUGUGCUUGUGCUUCCCUCUUUUAUAUAAGCUCUUCGUCUGCUUACCCUCUUUCUAUCUUUAAAAGGAGAGACAAACAAAACUACAGAGCGAGAGAGAGAGAGGAUGAGAACGAAACGUGGGCUUUGUUGCCCAAAAUUAGUAGAUGUUUGUUUAGACCAGAGAGUAAUUUUUAAGAAGAGAAGAAUUAUCGCCGGUGAACGGAAGGUGGUUUGCCGUAAAAGGCCAAAACUUUCGCCGGGCACGGCUGGUCAGUGUGACUUGUUUGAAGCUUUUCCUGAUGAUCUUGUCGUUUCUAUUUUAUGCAAACUCAGUUCCACCGCUCGUUGCCCAUCCGAUUUCGUUAACGUUUUGAUGACAUGCAAGAGAUUGAACGGCUUGGCUAUGAAUCCUCUAGUACUGUCUAAAGCUUCUGAGAAAACGUUUGCUGUUAAAGCCAAAAACUGGUCGGACGCAGCUCACCGUUUCUUGAAACUAUGUGCCGACGCCGGAAACGUUGAAGCUUGUUACACUCUAGGCAUGAUUCGGUUCUACUGUUUAAAUAACCGAGGAAGCGGCGCGUCGCUCAUGGCCAAGGCUGCGAUUAGCUCACACGCGCAGGCGUUAUACUCUCUGGCUGUUAUUCAGUUCAACGGCAGCGGUGGUUCAAAGAACGACAAGGACCUGAGAGCCGGCGUAGCGCUUUGUGCACGAGCGGCUUUUCUUGGUCACAUCGACGCGCUACGCGAGCUUGGUCACUGUCUCCAGGAUGGUUACGGUGUCCGCCAAAACAUAGCUGAGGGACGACGGUUCCUCGUCCAAGCUAACGCUCGCGAGCUUGCUGCCGUGCUCUCGUCAACUCCUUCGCAAGUUAUCGGCACGCGCUCAUGGCUCACUUGGAAUUCACUCUCGCAUGCACACCCUCACCCAGUUCCCCAACCACAGAAUCCCGACGGUCAGAUGACUGGGAUGGGAUGUCCGUUACUAAGCGAUUUCGGCUGCAAUGUACCGGCUCCAGAAGCACAUCCGGCAAGCCGAUUUUUAGCCGAGUGGUUUGCUUUACGUGAUGGCACGCCUGAACCCGGAUUAAGACUAUGUUCGCACGUCGGCUGUGGGAGACCCGAGACAAGGAGACAUGAGUUUCGUCGGUGUUCGGUCUGUGGGGCUGUAAACUACUGCUCACGCGCUUGUCAAGCGCUUGAUUGGAAACUGCGACAUAAAGCCGAGUGCACGCCGGUUGACCGAUGGCUUGACGAAGACGGUGAAUUAGAGGGUGCGGGUAAUAUUAAUCAGGAUGUUGGAGGAGCAGGAGGCGGUGAAGGGGAUGAUGACGUCAUGGCUGAUAGUUAAACGGUGAAGGGAUGUUAGACUGACGGAGAUAGUGAUUGUGAAGUUAACCGUAACGGUAACGGCAUCGGCACAUAAUAUGUGUUUAUAUAGGCGUUAAAAAUGAGAAAAGAGAAACGAAGAAAAUUGAGGCCAGUUUUGGUGGAAAAUUCAACUUUAAUUAUGGUCGUUGGAACUUGUAAGGCAGUUCGUGAGCUCAAGUUUUGUUUGCCCUAGUUUGUAUAUAGGGGUAAAAUCGGAAAAACUCCUUUCUUUUUAACUUUUUUCCAAAUUUCAUUUUGUACUAUAGACCAACCUUCAACUUUAAAUUUGGUAAAUUAAAUUCAAACCCUUUCAUUUCUUAUGCCCA
This is a messenger RNA of Mangifera indica (mango), 1711 nucleotides long. Its product is annotated as F-box protein At1g67340. Gene Ontology annotation, molecular function: protein binding. NCBI's taxonomy places the organism in Eukaryota, Viridiplantae, Streptophyta, Magnoliopsida, Sapindales, Anacardiaceae. Bases 142 to 1365 code for a protein of 407 amino acids. The record is from RefSeq and is a predicted model, not a curated record. The transcript has 3 exons.